Molecule: messenger RNA, 1583 nt
Organism: Glossina fuscipes
Lineage: Eukaryota; Metazoa; Arthropoda; Insecta; Diptera; Glossinidae
Gene: Nsun5
Product: 28S rRNA (cytosine-C(5))-methyltransferase
Exons: 5
Coding region: 91-1392 (433 amino acids)
Biological process (GO): rRNA base methylation
Cellular component (GO): nucleolus
Molecular function (GO): methyltransferase activity
Source: RefSeq, a predicted model, not a curated record
UUAUAAUAUUUAUGAAGAUUGAACAACUUGGUGGCGAAUUCAAAGUAAGGAAAUAAGAAUAUCCAUCGAAAAUUGAGCGUAAAAAGCGUAAUGUCAGGGUUUAAGCAUUCAAUUAAAGUGCCUUCUAAGUAUAAAAAGGUAGCAGCCAUUCUUAAAACCGCUUUUGAAAGCAAAAAAUCUUUGAAAAGUUUAAUUUUUGAACAAAAAAAACACGUGAAAUUACGUGAUAUGCAGGCGUUGCUUACGCACUAUACCGAUAACCAAAGAGCCAUUGAUGCUGCUAUAGAGAAGUGUCAGAUUCUGGAAGAAAAUCCUCGAUUAUCUCGUGAAUUAUGUAUAACGUUGGUUACUGAACUAAUAUAUCAUCGUAAGGAUUUGAAGGGAGACAGUAAACCUGUGCAAACAGUCCGAGCGUACCGUAAACGUAUAAUGAAGGCUUUGGGCGAUGAAAAUUUGGCCAAGAAGAAAGAUACUAAACCACGUUAUGUACGCAUCAACACAAAUAUAGUUAGCAUUGCAGAUGCUCAUGCCAUGCUAGCUGAGAAUUGGUACAAAAAAGACUGCCCGCCAUUUGAGAACUAUGAUGAAUUCUUAAAAGCAGUAGAAACUUUAGAAGAAAAUGAAUAUAUGGUCGAUAUGCACGUAGACGAUUUGUUAAUAUUUCAUAACAAACAAAAAUAUUUUUGGGCCACUCACGAGUAUACUGAAAGUAAGAAAUUUAUGUUACAAGAUAAGGCUACUUGUCUCGCAGCGAAGAUUUUGAAUCCACCUAUCGGCUCAAUUAUAUUGGACAUGUGUGCUGCUCCCGGCAUGAAAACUAUACAUCUUAGUAAUCUUGUCAAAAAUCAAGGCACCAUUUAUGCGAUUGAGAAAGAUGCCGAACGUUACCGUCUACUCCGCAGCAUGACAAAAAAGGUGAAAUGUAAAAAUAUAAAACCGAUAGAAGCCGAUGUUCUCACGAUUACUCCUGAAGAAUGCCCCGACGUUGAAUACAUUCUUCUCGAUCCACCUUGUUCCGGUUCGGGUAUGCAGAAUCGUAUGUGUCUGAACUCCGAAGUUGAUGAUGCACAACGUCUACAGAAAUUAGGUGGCUUGCAAAUUAAGUUGCUUAGCCAUGCCAUGAAUUUUCCUCAUGUUAAGCGCAUUGUUUACUCUACUUGUUCCAUUCAUAAAGAAGAGAACGAGGAUGUGGUAAAAAAAUGCUUAUAUUUAAAUCCCACUUUCAAAUUACUGAGUGCUAAAAAGGCACUACGCAACAAAUGGUGCAAUCUUGGCGACCGACAGUACGACUUUGGCAAAAAGUGCUUAUAUAGUCGACCCGAAAAGGAUUUAACUAUUGGUAUGUUUAUAGCGAUAUUUGAGAAACUUUCAAAUUCAGAGGAAGUUGCGUAAAACUUUCGUAUCGAUGCUUUUUAACUUUGCCCUUUUCCGACAACAUAAGAUUUUUGGGAAUCGAUGUAACCUCACCUUAGUCGUAAAGGGAAUGAUGAGUAAACGAUUAGAGUAUAAAAACAACUGCAGACUAUAUCUAAUAACGAUGGAAAUCAGUUAAUGAUAUACAUAAUAUCAAGUGUUAGGUUUCU